AUGGCGGGCUUGGGGUCGUCCGCCUUGGACGCCUUGGGCUCCGCGGAGGCCUUGGCCUUGACGGCGGGCUUCUUGGCCGCGGCCUUGGUGGAUGAUCCCUUGGUCGCGACGGUCUUCGCGGCGGACUGCGCGAGGAGCCUGGCGGCCACGGAGGACUUGGGGGCGCCCGCGGAGGAGGAGGUGCUGAAGCUGGCGGACCCGCCGAUGAGGGACGAGUCGUCGCCGGUGCCGUUGUUGGCGGUCGACGCGACGAUCGCGGCGGGAGUGCGGCGGUGGAUCGCACGAUUGGCGACCCUGAGACCCUGGAUCAUCGGAAACGGAGCGGGAGGACGCGGUGGGUGGUCAGCUCGGGGCGGAGACACGUCGCGCGGUUAUUUUUUCAAAGAUCGCCGAAAAUCUGCGUUGUCAGGCGGUGAUCUCACGGGGCGCGCGGGUUACGGAGGCGCACCUGCUUGGCGAGCGCGCCGUUGGCGAAGCCGGCGGUGA
Messenger RNA from Micromonas commoda, 486 nucleotides. RefSeq lists its product with no specific name. The record is from RefSeq and is a predicted model, not a curated record. The coding region runs from base 1 to 486 and encodes 161 amino acids. The transcript has a single exon. NCBI's taxonomy places the organism in Eukaryota, Viridiplantae, Chlorophyta, Mamiellophyceae, Mamiellales, Mamiellaceae.